Molecule: messenger RNA, 1056 nt
Organism: Beauveria bassiana ARSEF 2860
Lineage: Eukaryota; Fungi; Ascomycota; Sordariomycetes; Hypocreales; Cordycipitaceae
Exons: 2
Coding region: 1-1056 (351 amino acids)
Source: RefSeq, a predicted model, not a curated record
AUGAAGAUCACAAUCAUUCCCUUCGCCCUGCUCGGGCUGUCAUCCGCCCAUGUAACUCUAAUGGGCAGAGAGCCUCAAGCGCCGCCGCCGCCUGGGCCGGGCGAGCUGAUUGUCGGCGCUAUCAAGGACGGGAUUAAGGAUUGGGGUCCAGCUGGGUCACUGAAGCCCCCUGCGAGCCCUAGACCUCCCAUCAGAAACAUGCCCGGCUCGCUCUUGCCGUAUCAUAAGGCUAAGGAUCCGAACAUAAAAACAGGAGUGACGAGAAUACCAGGCUCGCCUAUUGGGCCUGCUAAAAAGUGCCGUCCCUGCCCCAAAAAGCGGGACAUUUGCUGCGACAGUGCCGGCAAGCCCAUCAAGGAGACGAAGCCGCCCAAGACCCAGGGCAAAACACCGUCCAAGACGCCCACCAAAGGCCGUCCGGUCUAUAAGCCGACCCGCUUCGCGGUGCCAAAGUCCGCCGGCAAGGCCGCUACGUUCAUGCUCGUCGCGCCGUACGCCCACGACGCGCUCGACGCGAUCAAGCGGUGGGAUAAUCCGGUCGGACGCGCGGUCAGCUGGUUCGAUAACGCCAUGGCGAGCCUACAGGAGGCCAUCGGCGGCCCGCAGCGCACCGACAUCUAUGGCAACGAGCUGAAAUACAAGAUGACCAAGGCCAUCGGCAACGCGCUGCAGCUCGGCUUCGAGACGACCUGGGAUAAGCGUGAGCGCCUCGCUAAGGAAGCGGCAGCUAAGGAAGCCGCCCGCCGCGCCGAGGAGGAGAAGGAGAAGAAGCGCAUCAAGGGUCUCGAGGACCUGGCGCAGAUCUGCGAGAAGACGGGCUCGCAGCAGGGGCCGGAGGACGCUCAGCUCAAGACGCAGAUCACGCAGAGCUGCCAGAAGCUGGAGACGGCGGUCAAGAAGGUGCAGGCGCAGGAGGAGGCGAUGAAAAGGAAGAAUGUCAAGCGUAAGCCGAACUACUGGUUCGGCAGGUGCAGAUGCAAUAGUAAGAAGCUUCCCGACAUUAGCGCCCAAUGUGGAAUAGAGUGCCGGGCUUUAUUAUCUUUACUUGGUGGCUAG